Molecule: messenger RNA, 6168 nt
Organism: Sus scrofa (pig)
Lineage: Eukaryota; Metazoa; Chordata; Mammalia; Artiodactyla; Suidae
Gene: KLHL6
Product: kelch like family member 6
Biological process (GO): germinal center formation; B cell receptor signaling pathway
Molecular function (GO): protein binding
Source: RefSeq, a predicted model, not a curated record
ACACAGCACACUUAGCGGACUCCUAGAAGCCACUCCUUUUCUCUGGAGCCCCUUCCUACACACCCUUCUAAGUAAUUUCUAAACUUGUGAUGAUUACAGAAAGAAGAAUAGAAGUUACUGGCGUUUGUAGUAACAGGAUGAGAAAGUGUGAGACUUCCUGUUAUGUGUGUGUGACAGCUGGUGAUAAGUGGAGGGCCCUGCACAGGAAAUCCGCCCAGCUUCUGCAAUGUGACCUGCCUGAAACUUGGGUGCUCCUUCAGUCUGGAUGUUGAUGGCAGGACAAAGGGGCACCUGGACCAUGGGCGACGUGGUAGAGAAGAGUCUGGAAGGGCCCCUGGCACCUUCUACAGAUGACCCCCCCCAGAAAAGGGGAGACCUGGUAGAAAUCUUAAAUGGAGAUAAGGUAAAGUUUGACGACACUGGACUUUCCUUAAUUCUACAGAAUGGCCUGGAGACCCUCCGCGUGGAAAAUGCUCUGACAGACGUCAUCUUGUGUGUGGACAUUCAGGAAUUCUCCUGCCACCGCGUGGUGCUUGCCGCGGCCAGCAACUAUUUCAGGGCCAUGUUCUGCAAUGAUUUAAAGGAGAAGUACGAGAAGAGGAUCAUUAUCAAAGGGGUCGAUGCAGAGACCAUGCACACCCUUCUGGACUACACGUACACCAGCAAGGCGCUGAUCACCAAGCAGAACGUCCAACGGGUUCUGGAAGCUGCUAACCUUUUCCAGUUCCUGCGUAUGGUGGAUGCCUGUGCCAGCUUCCUCACAGAAGCCUUGAACCCAGAAAACUGUGUUGGGAUACUGAGGCUGGCAGACACACACUCCUUGGACAGUCUAAAGAAGCAGGUUCAGAGUUACAUCAUCCAGAACUUUGUGCAGAUUCUGAACUCCGAGGAGUUCCUUGAACUUCCUGUGGAUACUCUGUACCACAUCCUGAAGAGUGAUGACCUUUAUGACGAGGAGUCUCAGGUGUUUGAGACUGUGAUGAGCUGGGUCCGGCACAAACAGUCAGAACGACUCUGCUUGCUGCCCUAUGUGCUGGAGAACGUGCGCUUGCCGCUUCUGGACCCGUGGUACUUUGUGGAGAUGGUGGAAGCAGAUCCUCUCAUCAGGCAGUGCCCGGAGGUCUUCCCACUACUCCAGGAAGCUAGGAUGUACCAUCUUUCUGGCAAUGAGAUCAUUUCAGAGCGCACCAAGCCCAGGAUGCAUGAGUUCCAGUCUGAGGUGUUCAUGAUCAUUGGUGGCUGCACGAAGGAUGAACGGUUUGUGGCAGAGGUAACCUGCCUGGACCCCCUGAGACGCAGCCGCCUGGAAGUGGCCAAGCUCCCCAUGACAGAGCAUGAGCUGGACAGUGAGAAUAAGAAGUGGGUGGAGUUUGCAUGCGUGACAUUAAAAAAUGAGGUCUACAUCUCAGGUGGCAAAGAAACACAGCACGAUGUUUGGAAAUAUAAUUCUUCAAUCAACAAAUGGAUUCAAAUUGAGUAUUUGAACAUAGGCCGCUGGAGGCAUAAGAUGGUGGUGUUGGGGGGCAAGGUCUACGUGAUCGGAGGUUUCGACGGCUUGCAGAGGAUCAACAACGUGGAGACCUAUGACCCCUUCCACAACUGCUGGUCAGAGGCCGCGCCUCUCCUUGUCCACGUCAGUUCCUUCGCAGCCACCAGCCAUAAGAAGAAGCUCUAUGUGAUUGGGGGAGGGCCCAAUGGGAAACUGGCCACAGACAAGACUCAGUGUUAUGACCCUUCAACUAAUAAGUGGAAUUUAAAGUCGGCCAUGCCAGUAGAGGCUAAAUGCAUCAAUGCAGUGAGUUUCCGGGACCGUAUCUAUGUGGUUGGAGGGGCCAUGAGAGCCCUGUACGCCUACAGCCCUCUGGAGGACAGCUGGUGCCUGGUGACCCAGCUCAGCCACGAGAGGGCCAGCUGCGGCAUCGCACCCUGCAACAACCGGCUCUAUAUCACUGGGGGGCGGGACGAGAAGAACGAGGUCAUCGCCACAGUGCUGUGCUGGGACCCUGAGGCCCAGAAACUGACAGAAGAGUGCGUCCUGCCUCGGGGGGUGUCGCACCACGGCAGUGUCACCAUCAGAAAGUCAUAUACCCACAUCCGAAGGAUUGUGCCUGGAGCUGUUUCGGUUUAACCACAGGAGUGUGGAGGCGGAGCCAUGUGGGGAGCCCUCCUCACUCUCCCCGGUGUUCGACCCACUUCAGCAGCAAACGGGGCUUGAGUUACAGGCCAUACAUCAGGGGGCUCACUGUGGUUCCCCAUGGGGACUCCUUGGAAGUCACAGCCUUGGGACACUUGAGACCAGCCAGGAAUGUUUGUGAGACCUACCUCAGGAGGGAAGAAGAGUAAUAUUGAACAUUCAAAUCCCACUUGUCCUAUACCAGGUUCUGUGCCAGGCACUUUUGUAUACCAAUGCCUUUAACCAGCAGAGUGACCUGGUGACUGAAUGUUAGCACUCCUGUUUUACAGGUGAGGAAACCGAGUUUUAAGAGAGACUAAGUGCUUUGCCCAGGUCACUCAGAUUGCAGGUGGCUAAGCCAAGAGCCCAAACCCACAUCUUUCAGUUUCAAAAGUCAGUGCGGGUUUUGUCGUGCUGUCUAUCUCAGAGCAAGAAAUCGAAACCCAGAUCAUUUUUUGUUCUGAUAAGUUUGCUAAAGGAUUUACUCAGAAAAGCAGGGAAGUAAAGGUGUUUCUUUUUUCUUUUCUUUUUUGCCUUACAUUUAAAUGAUAUGGAAACUUUGGUGUGGGAACCUCGGGUUUCUUGUCAGGAGGGUCUCACAUGUUCUUCCAUCGGACAGUUCCGGGGAGAUGGGUCCGAGAAGAUCUGUUUGCUAUGAAAGAUGUGAAAGACUUCUGUCCUCCCCAUUAAAAGCUUCUAUUUUUUAUGAUCCCAGGAGGCCCACUGUAGACUGGGACUGUCAUUGCCAGGCAGAAUGGUACCUUCAGCACGGUCCAGUCCCUGGCUUCUUAAUGUCCAACAGUUGUUUUACAAUGUAGAAAAGGUUUUUCCAGAGCCUCAGAAUAAGUGUUUUUUUUUUUUUUUUUUUUCUAAUGUAAGUAUCCUUACACUGCUGGCCACUGAGAAAUGACCCUGACAGUAUACUUUCCACUUUUUAAUCAGUGAUUUGGGUCUGUGUUCCUAUGACCACACCCUCUUGGAAGCUCUGUUUUCAGGAUCCUUUUAAUCCCUUCUAUUUGAUUUUUGAAUCGACUUGGCACAAUGUUGACUCGAAGAACAGAAUCUGUCCUUCACUCCAAGAGACAGAGCUUUCAAAUGAGCUCACUGGAAAUUCAUUCUAAUCCCCAAAUUAGAGAAACAGAUUAAGAGAUCCUGUUUCAUAUGCUGUACUUAAAAAGCAACAACAAUGGUAACAACAUAGUAACUGCAUUACCUAAUGUCCUUUAUUUUUAUCAUGUGAUUUCAAAUCUCUCUAUAUAGCAUUUUAUUUCAUGUCAGAUGUGCCAUAUUGUGCUUGUGUUUCCUAGCAGUUAGAGAAGGUAGAGAUACUAGAGUUGAUAAUGAAUUUAACUUUCAUAAAAAAGCUAUGGUUAGAAGGAGCUACAGUUCAAAGCAUAUGAAAAAGACUUGGAACAUUACAACUGAGAUUUCUAUUUAUGCUUAGGUUGUUGAGGAUAAAUAUAAAUGCGUGUUGCUGUGUGAAAAACUCUGUGCCUUAGAGUCAGGUGUGAGAGUUCAGCUCCCUGCUAUGGAAAGUUAGAUGGGAAAAUAUUUGUAGAAAUGUUACAGCACAUACCUCAAUUAUUCAUGAACACUGAUGACCUUAACUGAACUCUCAACUGAAACAAUUUAAUCUACUUCAAUUCAGCAAACAUUCCAGGAGAUUUUUAUGUUGGGCAAGCCGUAAGAACACCGAAGAACAAGACAAAUCCCCACCCUAGAAACACUCAGUAAACAGGUAAACAGGCCACUGGUGAAUAUUACAAUUUUUCUUUUCACCAAGUUAGAGAAAAACAAGACAUACGUGAAGUUAUGAGGUUGCAUCGUUGCAUCCAGAUCUUUGUUGCCUUUCCAGGUGGUCUCCUUGGGAAGCUAUGCUCUUAGGUCAAAGAUGUGGCCAUUGUUUGCAUGCUUGUCUUUCUUUUCAAUCACCAUUCAUGUGCUACAGGAGAAAUCAGUCAUAGUUCAAAGACAAUUUCAGGAAAGACCACUCAAAGAGGAAAUCCAAUGACAGCAUCACUGGCAUACACAGAGAGUUUCCCCUCAGAAAGUGAGUGCUCCUUGUCCUAGUCCUCCUUUGAUAGGAGCAGCUGGCAAAUUUUCAGCCCAUCAGCAGCUCAACCCUGUGCUAGGAAAGUAAGGAUUUAGGAUCUCUGCAUUAUAAACCUGGUCCUCAAUGCAGAGGUUCUCAGUAAUGGCAUAGGUUGGCAAACAGAUACAUCUACGAAGAUCCCGAGCUCUGCAUUUGAAGCUUCCAGUCUAUAACUUUUAGGGACAGAAAAAAAGCUCAAAUCAUUUUUAGGAAGCUGUAUAUCAUCAGUAUUUAAGUUUCUAGGCACUAGCCAGAGAUGGAAGCUCUAUAAAAUCAAAUUUUUAUUCUCAGAUGAACAAUUAAUUGAAAUCUAGUUUGCAGGAAGUUAAUGGUUAUAAGCUAUUCCACCAGCAUGGGGAUGAGGCAGGUUGGUGCCAGAUGAGCCAGAGACAAAGGGCCCUAGGAGUCGGGCAGGGUGUGUGGGACGUCCUGGCACAGCAGAUGGGAUCUCAGGGCAGGUCCCAAGAAUAAAUAGUGCACCCCUGGCUGAGAGGAAGAAGUUGAGGGAGGAGGAGGAGGAAGUCAGGUUUAGGGUCAUGGGUCAAGAAGAUGAUGUCAGGGGCUCUGGAGCUUGUGAGCAUGACUCCAUUCCCAAGGAGGGUGAGGGGAGAAUAAAGAACAGGGGUUCCAGGUAAGUGCCUUCCAGGAGGGAACCCACUUCUUAGAAGUGAGGCAAGGUUAGAGCAGGACUAGCAGUCAGACUCAUGUGUUGUGGGGCCUCCAAACUGCUUGGCUGGGUCUCCUAUCUUGCUGGACCAAGAAAGAGUGAGGCCCAGAGGCUGUGAUGAGGUAGACUCUGUAGGGGAGGUUGAGAGACCCCAGGCUGUUACGAAAUGGGUGAGGGGCUAAGCUCGCACAAACAUCAACAGAUAAAUAUUCUCUUAAUAGCUUUCAUCACAUUCCGCAUACACUGGCUUAAGGAGACACAUACACACACACCCCCAGCCCUUGAACUCAAAGCAAACUGUGCUCUCAGGGAAAUGCAAGUAUCAUUUGCUUAUAGCUGUGAAAGUGUAGCUUUGCUAUUUGUAAAAGUCCUUGAGGUACUGUUAUUUACUUAUCCUAUUUGAUUUUGAAAAAGAAAGGCCUCAGUAAAGUGUUCAAAGUGAAUAAACACCACCAGAAUUUCUUAUAUAAAGUCCUAAUGUGGGGUUGCAAAAUUUUUUUUCCCCAUAGAAUCUGAUCUGGGUGUUGUAUUACAUCUCCUAAUUUGAAGAAUUAACCUUCAUGGAAAUAUCUCAAACAUGGCUACUGCAAAACCAAUUUUGACAGGUCAGAUUUUGAUAUUUAUAGGUGCAAAUAACCAAAAAUUAAUUAACCAAAUCUUUUAAGCAUUGCGUUACAUAAGGUUCUAUUUUCUUUUAACGUGAUCAAACUAAAGAUACUGUUUAUAGGUAAAAAUACAAAUAAAGUUUUUAUUUAUUCAAUAAACUGUGUGUGGAAUGGAUAAGAAUAUGUUGUAUACAAUCACUAGGUGAACUUUUCGGCUUGUUUUGGUUAAUAUGAGUAAGCAGUAUCUGAAUAGAAGGUGUUUUGUUUUGUUUCAUUUGCUUUUUAGGGCCGCUCUCUCGGCAUAUGGAGGUUCCCAGGCUAGGGGUCUAAUCGGAGCUGUAGCCGCCGGCCUACACCAGAGCGAGAGCAACACAGGAUCCAAGCUGCAUCUGCAACCUACACCACAGCUCACGGCAAUGCCGGAUCCUUAACCCACUGAGCGAGGCCAGGGAUCGAACCCGCAACCUCCUGGUUCCUAGUCGGAUUCAUUUCCACUGCACCACGAUGGGGAACUCCUGAAGAGAAGUUAAUUUAGGAGGCAGAAGUGUGAAAUAUAUCAGUUGAUUCAAAAGGGUUUAGAUAAACUCAUAGGCUAAAAUUAGUCAGAUUUGGCUUACAGAAUGGUAAAAAC